Molecule: messenger RNA, 1513 nt
Organism: Fukomys damarensis (Damara mole-rat)
Lineage: Eukaryota; Metazoa; Chordata; Mammalia; Rodentia; Bathyergidae
Gene: Lrat
Product: lecithin retinol acyltransferase
Exons: 2
Coding region: 113-805 (230 amino acids)
Biological process (GO): retinol metabolic process
Molecular function (GO): phosphatidylcholine-retinol O-acyltransferase activity
Source: RefSeq, a predicted model, not a curated record
CCUGGCGAGCGGGUGAGGAGCGGCGCGGCUCCGCUGACCCGCGAGCUCCCCUUGCAGCCCGACUCGGGACCGCGCCGUGGCACCGCUCCGGAGAGCCUCUCUUCCCUUCGGGAUGAAGAACGCGAUGGGGGAGGCGGUGUCCUUACUGCUAGAGAAGCUGCUCUUCGUGUCCAGUUUAAAGCUUUUCAGCCUGCGCGCUCCGGAAGAAGACAGGAGAAGCAACCGAUUCUACGAGGUCAGUUCUUUCCUCCGUGGUGAUGUGCUGGAGGUGCCUCGGACCCACUUAACCCACUAUGGCAUCUACCUGGGCGACAACCGCGUCGCCCACCUAAUGCCUGACAUUUUGCUGGCCCUGACCGCUGACCAGACGCGCACCCAGAAGGUGGUCUCCAACAAGCGCCUCCUCUUGGGCGUCAUCGUCAAGGUGGCCAGCAUCCGCGUGGACACCGUGGAGGACUUCGCCUACGGAGCCGACGUCCUGGUCAAUCACCUGGAUGAGUCUCUCAGGAAGAAGGCGCUGCUCAACGAGGAGGUGGCGCGGAGGGCCGAGGAGCGGCUGGGCUUGUGCCCCUACAGCUUGCUGUGGAACAACUGCGAGCACUUUGUGACUUACUGUAGAUAUGGCACCGCAGUCAGCCCCCAGGCCGACAAGUUUUGUGAGUAUGUGAAGAUAAUUAUCCGUGAUCAGAGAAGUGUUCUUGCUUCAGCAAUCUUGGGAUUGGCGUCUAUAGUCUGCAUGGGCCUGGCAUCAUUUAUUACCUUUCCUGCGAUUCUUAUACCAUUCUGCUUGUGGAUAUCUGGCUGACUUCAUAUAUCUGCAUCAGUGCAUUCUGUAUACAAAUAUGUUUAUAUUUAUAGAGCACAAAUCACUAUAAAUAUUGUUAAGAAAAAUGUGACCUAUAACACUAUGUUCUGAAUAAAAAUGUGAUUAAGAAUCACAUAAAAUGUUUACUGUAUACCAGGAACAAAGAUUUUCUAAUCUCACAUAGUUCCCUUGUAAAACACCAUUCAAUCCUUGGAAAUCUGAGAGCUUGUGAAAGAAUUCAGCUAUACAAGAAAAUCAUAUUCAAGAUGAUGCCACAGGAGAUUUAUUUGUGUGUUUUCUUUUCUCCAGUAAUCAUUGUUCCGUUAGGCCUACAUUUGAAGAUCGGAAGACUUAUUAAGAUCAUUCACUUUAUUGUAAGUUUAUUCUACUUUAUUGAAAGACAUAUUAAACUGAAAACAUUUUUCUUCAUUCAAGUGAAAACAUGCUUAAUUAGCCAAAAAAAAUCACCAAAAUUCAGUUUGUUUUUUCACAUAUCACAUGUACUCCCCAGUAAAUCAAGAAUAUUAUAUUCUCAUUAUAUGAAAUAAAUAUUGGCAAAAUUAGGUGUAAUUAAAAAGUAACUGAACAGAAGUAUAAAAAUCUGUUUUUUCACCUAAAUGACCUCCAUUAUAUAUCUAGUCAUUAUUACAUUUGAACAAUUUAGUUGGCUUUACUUACAAAGAAUUUGUUAAUUUUUUCCAUUUGUGU